AUGCCGAUCAACAAGUUUGGUAUAUCGCUCGGAAGAGGCGGUGCGGAACCGUACUAUCAAUGGAGAGGAUUAAUCAGAAAUUACGUGCGCGAUAACGCUCUUUGCAUGGUCGCCACCGACUUUGACGCAAAAUCGCGCAAGAUUCGACGGAUAGCGCCGCCUGUAGAUGAUGGCGAUGCCGCUAAUAAACGCUACGUGCAGCAGAGCGUGCAAAUUUUGAAAGAUCGACAGGAUGAAAUCGAGAGAAAGAUGGUCGCAUUCCAGAAUAACAUGCAAAUUACCCUAAACGAACUUCAAAAGAUGAUUCAAAAUUUGCAUGUCAUCGUCAUGGCUGGUAAGAAGCAAUCAGCUGAAAAACGGCUGCUGGUGGAAGAAUUACACGCUCCUGCAAGAAGAAAUUUUUCGCGAAGACGCGUCAUAGUGCGCGGAUACAAUGACCUGUGGCAGGCGGAUAUGGUCGAGAUGCGUCCAUAUACGGGAUUCAACAGAGGCCACCACUACAUACUCACCGUUAUCGACGUGCUGAGCAAGCACGCAUGGGCCGUGCCGCUUAAGGCCAAGAGCGGACCCGAGGUUACUGCGGCGAUCGCGAAAAUAAUUCGAGACGGCGGAAGAUGCCCGAAAAAUCUGCAGACUGACAAGGGGAAAGAAUUUUACAACGCAAACGUGCAGAAACUCUUGAAGAAACAUAAUAUCAAUCACUAUUCGACCUAUUCCGUAAUGAAGGCAUCGGUCGUCGAACGAUUUAAUCGCACGCUCAAGAAUGAUAUGCGGAAAAUGUUUACGCGCAAUGGAAAUUACAAAUGGAUCGACUCGUUGUCGGGUCUCGUAUCGGAUUACAACGCGCGAAAGCAUCGAACUAUCGGCAUGCGGCCCAUCGAUGUUACCCCCGCGAUCGCCGACAAGCUCCUAACAACGGUGUACAGUCACGUAAAAAUCGCUGCUCCCGCGCGAUUCAAAGUGGGCGACUCGGUACGUGUGAGUAAAUUCAAGACAAUCUUCGAGAAAGGAUACACGCCAAAUUGGACCACGGAAGUAUUUAGAAUCGUCAAAGUGCAGAAAACUAAUCCCGUGACGUAUCUGUUGGAAGAUUCCUGCGGAAAACCCGUCGCCGGCGGCUUCUACGAAUACGAGUUACAUCGCGUUGCUAAUCCCGACGUGUAUCUCGUUGAAAAAGUUUUGCGCAAAAGAGGGGAUGAGGUUUAU
Temnothorax curvispinosus is the source of this 1206-nucleotide messenger RNA. RefSeq lists its product as uncharacterized. The transcript has 2 exons. The annotation marks the transcript as partial. Gene Ontology annotation, biological process: DNA integration. Gene Ontology annotation, molecular function: nucleic acid binding. The record is from RefSeq and is a predicted model, not a curated record. Lineage: Eukaryota; Metazoa; Arthropoda; Insecta; Hymenoptera; Formicidae.